This is a messenger RNA of Spea bombifrons (plains spadefoot toad), 2209 nucleotides long. It is a transcript of the gene NAXD, whose product is annotated as NAD(P)HX dehydratase. The record is from RefSeq and is a predicted model, not a curated record. The transcript has 11 exons. Gene Ontology annotation, biological process: metabolite repair. The coding region runs from base 5 to 1912 and encodes 635 amino acids. NCBI's taxonomy places the organism in Eukaryota, Metazoa, Chordata, Amphibia, Anura, Pelobatidae. Gene Ontology annotation, molecular function: ATP-dependent NAD(P)H-hydrate dehydratase activity.
CAGGAUGUCAGUGAGUGUGCAGAAGCUGAUCACCAGCACCCGGGGCUUCCUGUGGUCGGACCUAGAGACCCGUGCCCUGCUGAACAUCUGGGGGGAGGCGGACGUGCAGUAUGCUCUGGACGGUAAUUUCCGCAACAGCCAUGUGUACCGGGACGUAGCUGGCAGGCUCAGAGAGCUGGGCUUUCAUCGCACCCCUGAGCAGUGUCGGAUUCGCAUCAAGGGUCUGAAGCGCCAGUACUACCAGGCCCGGGAGGCCUUCCACAAGAACGGGCACGCCCGCAAUGUCUGCCGCUACUACGAUGAGAUGGACAGGAUCCUCAGCAACCGGCCAGCACCGGCUAUCAGCGGGGAACCGGCCUGUGUACCACUGCCAGAUCCGCCCGGUAUCCUACUGCUUCAGCCCCCCUGCUUGGAGGAGCUGCGCCAGGACACCAGGGAAGAGGAGGAGGAGAUGGAGGACGAGGAGGAACCUGCCGGGGAGGGGGGCCCCGAGUCGUCCCAAGAUAACUUCACCGAGGACUCAGGGGAGGGCGCCUCCUGUUACACCGAGCGCCCCAUCAAAGUGGAGGAAGGCACCAGCUUCGCCAUCCCAGUGCCGCCCAAUGAUGGCUAUAAACCUAUUCAGUCCAACAUAAACCCACACGUUCCACAUCUCAAGAAAUCCAAGAAGCACCAUUGCAGCGUAGCCCUGGACGCAAUGAUGGAGCGCUUCCUACAGCAGAGCAUGGACGCGGAGGAGAAGUUUUACAAAUACGAGGAGCAGAGACUGCAGAUUGAGGAAAAGCGCCGGGAAGCAGAGCACACGCGAGAAAUCCAGAUGUUACAGAUGUUGGGACAAAUGCUUAGCGGCAUCUCUUCUGCUUCUCAGACGGCAGCCUCCAGCCAUGCUAGCCCUCCUCACAGGUCCAAUCUCCGAGCAUACACAAUGCCCUUUAACACGGCUACAUCUGCUUUUUCUUCUCCUAUAGUUUUAGAGAGAUCGUUCUCUCUACGACCGACUCGCCCCGCUAAGGACAUGGAGAACAUUUUUCAGCUGGUGAGGAAUGUUAUACCACCUCUUACUUCAAAAAAGCACAAAGGACAGGAUGGGAAGAUAGGCAUCGUUGGGGGAUGUCAAGAAUACACUGGAGCUCCAUACUUUGCAGCUAUUUCAGCUCUUAAAGUGGGGGCAGAUUUAUCCCACGUGUUUUGUACCAAAGAAGCUGCAACUGUUAUAAAGUCAUACAGUCCGGAGCUAAUUGUACAUCCAGUUCUUGACCAUCCAAAUGCUGUUUCUGAGAUUGAAAAAUGGCUCCCAAGAAUGCACACCGUUGUAAUAGGACCAGGGUUGGGAAGAGAUGAGUCCAUCCUGGAAACUGCUAAGGGCAUUAUUGAAAAGGCCAAGUCUAAAGGCAUUCCAAUUGUAAUUGAUGCAGAUGGACUUUGGCUUAUUGCCCAGCAUCCUGCCAUUAUUCAAGGCUACCAGAGAGCUGUGCUCACCCCAAACUUUAUGGAGUUCAGCAGGCUUUAUGAAGCUAUGCUCACAGAACCCGUGGACAGCAACGACCAGCACGGAAGUGUUUUAAGACUCAGUCAAGCGAUGGGGAAUAUAACCAUUGUUCAGAAAGGAGAACGUGACCUCAUUUCAGAUGGAGACAAAGUGUUAGUGUGCAGUCAUGAAGGCAGCAGUCGCCGCUGUGGAGGACAGGGAGACCUGCUGUCUGGCUCCCUUGGUGUAUUGGUACACUGGGCAUUUCUAGCUGGGCCAGAAAAAAUUAAUGGUCAGAAUCCUUUCCUUGUGGCCGCCUUUGGAGCCUGUUCUCUCACAAGACAAUGCAACCACCAAGCAUUUCAAAAACAUGGACGCUCAAUGACCACAAGCGACAUGAUUUCUGAAGUUGGAACGGCUUUUAACAAGCUAUUUGAGACCUAAUACUGCUCAAAAAGCUCUUAGUGAACACAAUCGCCUAAGCUCUUUUUAAGACUUGCACAAGAUCAAUUUUUCCCAGAGCUGCAUAACAUGCCACGAGUAUCAGUCUUUUGGUGUACAAAAUGUUUUUUGUUUUUUCUUUUGUAGGGAAGAAAAAAAAAUAUACUAACUGAGCAGCGAUCCAUUUUGUGUGAAAUAGAAAUGUACAUAAAAUUGUACAUAAAUUUGGAUUACACAUAGGCUCUCUUGAGGAUAUAUUGAAUUAGAAAGUUCAAUAUUAAAAUUAUUCUAAUUUUACUU